Messenger RNA from Cucumis sativus (cucumber), 1137 nucleotides. RefSeq names its product protein CREG1. The record is from RefSeq and is a predicted model, not a curated record. The coding region runs from base 239 to 880 and encodes 213 amino acids. NCBI's taxonomy places the organism in Eukaryota, Viridiplantae, Streptophyta, Magnoliopsida, Cucurbitales, Cucurbitaceae. The transcript is spliced from 6 exons.
CCCGAAAAUUCAGCAUCUCCCCCCCAAACAGUCCAACUUAGUCUAUAUGCUUUCUACACUCAUCUUUGCUCGAUCGCUCGAUCAGAGUUUGAUCUUGAUAUGACCUCAAAUCCGCUAGCUGAUAAUUGGGUUUCGACUAUAAAUUCAAUUUGGGAUUUGGGUUCUUUGCUUUAUCAUCAUCUUCGUUUUUCCCAAUCCACACCCGUUUAAUACGAUUUCUUAUUCUUUUUACCUGAAGAUGGCAAGUGGUAUCUUCUGUGGUCUGUUUCACUAUCUGUUUUUUGUGUAUUUGGCAUUUUCUUUUGUGGGAUUGCAGAAUUUUGUUCUGGGUCGGUUGAUCUUCGUUUCAAAACCCGACCCGGAUAAUGCUGCGUCCACUGCUCGUUGGUUGGUUUCUCAGAAUUCAUGGGGAAUCUUGAGCACCAUCUCAAGUGAUUUCGGAGGAGCGCCUUUUGGGAAUGUGGUUUCGUAUAGUGAUGGGCCGCCAAACGAAGGCCAGGGCAUACCAUAUUUCUACUUAACUACUCUCGACCCAACUGCAAAGUAUGCAAUCUCUGAUGAGAGAGCUUCAUUUACACUCAGCGAGUACCCUAUUGGAACUUGUGGCAAGAUUGAUCCAGAAAACCCGACGUGCGCAAAAAUUACGUUAAUCGGGAAGCUGAAGCAGAUGGAGCCUAAUUCCAAAGAAGUAGAGUUUGCUAAAACUUCCUUGUUCUCAAAGCAUGCAGAGAUGAAAAACUGGCCAAAGGGUCACGAUUUUCGAUUCUACAAAUUGGUAAUAGAGAGCAUAUUCUUGAUCGAUUGGUUUGGUGGACCUAAGCCUCUUACAGUCGAUCAAUAUCUUCAUUUGAAACCGAAUGAGCUCACAUCCACUGUAUGAAUUUGUACAAUCUGAUCUUCCUUGUCCAUAUCAGCUUCCUGGGUUUAAACUGUGGAGAGUUUGUACAGAAUCAUUGCUUGUGGUGGUGGGAAUUAGGGGAAGAAUAUAGAUGCGUUCAUUUGUGUAUUAUUAUAAAUAAAUUUGUAACAAGAAGUUUGAUAAAUGUGUUUAUGAUAGGUUACUACUGAACUUUCAAGUUUCUGUAUUACAAACUUUUUAUUAAAUUGAAAUUCAUAAAAACUAAUUGAUCUAUUAAA